Molecule: messenger RNA, 1831 nt
Organism: Emys orbicularis (European pond turtle)
Lineage: Eukaryota; Metazoa; Chordata; Testudines; Emydidae
Product: zinc finger protein RFP-like
Exons: 7
Coding region: 2-1459 (485 amino acids)
Biological process (GO): protein ubiquitination
Cellular component (GO): cytoplasm
Molecular function (GO): protein binding; zinc ion binding; ubiquitin protein ligase activity
Source: RefSeq, a predicted model, not a curated record
CAUGGCUGCAGAAAACCCUGUGGAAAGUCCCCAGGAGGAAGCUACAUGCCCCAUCUGUCUGGAGUAUUUUAAGGACCCAGUGAUUAUAGAGUGUGGGCACAAUUUCUGCCAAGCCUGCAUCACCCAGUGCUGGGAAGGAUCCGAUACAGCCACCUCCUGCCCUCAGUGCAGAGAAACUGUGCAACAGAGAAACCUCAGGCCCAACAGGCAGCUGGCAAACAUGGUAGAAAUCGCCAAAGGGCUGAGUUUACAGGCAGCAAAGGGAGCAGGAGAGGACGGGGUGUGUGAGAGACACCAGGAGGCUCUGAAACUGUUCUGUGAAAAGGACCAAACCCCCAUCUGUCUGGUUUGCAACAGAUCCCGGGCUCACAAAGCUCACAAGGUGGUUCCCAUAGAGGAGGCUGCCCAGGAGUACAAGGGAAAAAUCCAGGCCCAUUUGAAGACUCUGACGGAAGACAGAGAAAAGCUGCUGGGAUUUAAAGAGACUGGAGAGGCGACAUGCCAGGAGUAUCUGAAACAGAUAGAAAAGGAGAGGCAGAAAAUUGUGUCUGAAUUUCAGCAACUGUGGCAGUUCCUGGAGGAACAAGAGCGACUCCUGCUGGCCCAGCUGGAAAAAUUGGACAAGGUGUUUGUGAAGAUACAGAAUGAAAAAAUCACCAAACUCUCUGAGGAGAUUUCCUAUCUCAGUGAGUUGAUCAGCGAGCUGGAGGGGAAGUAUCAGAAGCCAGCGAGUGAAUUCCUGCAGGACAUCAGAAGCACCUUGUGCAGGAAUGAGAGGAGGAAGUUCCAGCAGCCACUGAAGAUUUCUCCUAAAUUGAAAGUGAGACUCAGUGAUUUCUCACAGAAAACUGUUGUUCUAGUGAAUACUCUGAGGAAGAUCAAAGACGCUCUGCCAUCUGAACUGGAGAGAAAAAGCAGGAAAUCCCUAGGGCCAUUCAGACAAGUGAACGUGACUCUGGAUCCAGACUCGGCUCAUCCCCAACUCGUUCUGUCUGAGGAUCGGAAAAGUGUGAGAUGGGGAGACACACGGCAGGAUCUGCCCAACAAUCCUGAGAGAUUUGAUUCUUGGGCCUGUGUGCUGGGCUAUAAGGGAUUCACCUCGGGGAGACGUUGCUGGGAGGUGCAAGUGGGGGCUGGGAGACACUGGGCUUUGGGGGUGGCCAGAGAGUCUGUGGGGAGGAAGGGACGGAUCAGCCGUAGCCCUGAGGGGGGAAUCUGGGCUGUGCAGCGGUGGGGGAGUCGAUUUGAGGCUCUCACCUCUGCCGUGACCCGCCUGCCCAGGCGCCAGGUUCCCACCAGGAUCCGGGUUUGUCUGGACUGUGACUGGGGGCAGGUGACAUUUAUCGAUGCUGUUGACGAGACCCCGAUCUUCAGUUUCCCACCGGGCUCCGCCCUUGGGGAGAGAAUCCGACCCUGGCUUUGGCUGGGACCCGGAUCCCCGCUCAGAUUGUGUCCCUGAGCGGGGAGUUUUGUAGUGACAAUUCUUCAACAAAAAAACUUCCAAAACAGACUCCAACGAGAAACUGAAAAAAAUGGAGUUAAUUUGUGAACUGGACACCAUCAGAUUAGGCCUGAAUAAAGCCUGGGAGUGGAUGAGUCACUACAAAAACUAAAAACUAAUUUCCCCCUACUGUUACUCACACCUUCUUGUCAACCAGUUAAAAUGGGCCACCCUGAUUACCACUGCAAAAGUGAUUUUGGUACAGCAACACAUCUUUUCAUGUACUGUGUAUAUAUUUUUUUCCUACUCUAUUUUCCACUCAAUGCAUCUUAUGAAGUGGGUUUUAGCCCAUGAAAGCUUAUGCCCAAAUAAAUUUGUUAGUCUCUAAGG